CGUAGAUCCACUUCCGCUUUAGAUCGUGACGACUUCCAGUUUACCCACGUUGUGUCGUUUCUUGCGAUAUUUAAACGUAAUUCUCCUAGAUUUGCUUUAAACUCUAAUUAUGAGACCUUUAACGGAGGAGGAGACAAAAGCGAUGUUCGAGAAGCUUUCGAAAUACAUUGGAGAAAACAUCAAACUUCUUGUGGACCGACCCGACGGUACCUACUGUUUCAGAUUACACCAUGACCGAGUGUACUACAUGAGCGAGAAAAUUCUUAAGUUGGCAACGAACUUUUCUCGAGACAAACUCAUUUCAGUGGGAACUUGCUUUGGAAAGUUUACAAAAACUAAGAAGUUUCGUCUCCAUAUAACCGCUCUGGAUUUUCUGGCACCUUACGCAAAGUUCAAGGUUUGGGUGAAACCAGGAGCAGAGCAGUCCUUCCUGUAUGGGAACCAUGUGUUGAAGUCUGGGCUGGGAAGGAUCACAGAGAACACCAUGCAGUAUCAAGGAGUUGUGGUGUACUCCAUGGCUGAUGUACCGUUGGGUUUUGGAGUUGCAGCCAAGACCACCCAAGAGUGCCGGCGAGUGGACCCCCUCACCAUUGUUGUUUUCCACCAGGCUGAUGUGGGAGAGUUCAUUAGGAACGAGGACACAUUAACAUAAUCAGAAGAAUUUUCCGUCUAAGCAUCAAGCUGCUUUCAGCAGUCGGACAUUACCAUCUAACAAUCUGCUGUGCUGGACCUGAAUCCAAGCAUCAACACAGCAUCAAGAAAUCCCUUGAGCAGGCGUACGUGGCUAAAGCCCACGAAUAUGAUCUGAUGUCACAGCUGGACCACAAUCCUCUGUUCCUGGAUUCAACAAUUGACUAACCUUUUAUAACCUACUGGGUCUCUUUAUUAAUACACAGUUAAUGGGAUAUAUUUGUCUGCACAUUCUGUCUUCUAAAUAAAUCCUUAUUCAUUUUCAA
This is a messenger RNA of Oryzias latipes (Japanese medaka), 956 nucleotides long. It is a transcript of the gene nip7, whose product is annotated as NIP7 nucleolar pre-rRNA processing protein. NCBI's taxonomy places the organism in Eukaryota, Metazoa, Chordata, Actinopteri, Beloniformes, Adrianichthyidae. Gene Ontology annotation, cellular component: nucleus. Gene Ontology annotation, biological process: ribosome assembly. Gene Ontology annotation, molecular function: RNA binding. The record is from RefSeq and is a predicted model, not a curated record.